Molecule: messenger RNA, 1974 nt
Organism: Homalodisca vitripennis (glassy-winged sharpshooter)
Lineage: Eukaryota; Metazoa; Arthropoda; Insecta; Hemiptera; Cicadellidae
Gene: Cyp301a1
Product: probable cytochrome P450 301a1, mitochondrial
Exons: 11
Coding region: 125-1669 (514 amino acids)
Molecular function (GO): iron ion binding; oxidoreductase activity, acting on paired donors, with incorporation or reduction of molecular oxygen; monooxygenase activity
Source: RefSeq, a predicted model, not a curated record
GUUAGGAAUCUGAAUCAGUCGUAACAAAACUGUUGAAUUGUGUGUGCGUGCGUGUGUGUAUAUAUGUGUGUUGAUUCCCUGCAGUUGGAUUAAUUUUUAUUCUAGCGGGUUGCGCGGUAGAGAGAUGCGGAUACGAGUGUCUCAGCUGUACCUGUACCGGUACCAGUGUCGGUCUGUGACGACUGCCCAGAGUGUGUGUGACACAGACCUGGCGCGGCCCUACAGCGAGGUUCCCGGGCCUAGACCUAUACCUCUCCUCGGCAACACUUGGAGGUUACUGCCUGUCAUUGGUCAGUACCAAGUGUCAGAUCUGGCCCAAGUCUCCCGUCUGUUGUACGAGCAGUAUGGUAACAUUGUCAAGCUCUCGGGCCUCAUCGGUCGUCCAGAUCUACUCUUCGUCUAUGAUGUUGAUGAGAUAGAAAAGGUCUACAGACUCGAGGGAGAUACACCUUACAGACCCUCCAUGCCCUGUUUGGUGCAGUACAAGAGCAAAGUCCGCAAAGAUUUCUUUGGCAGACUCCCAGGGGUUGUUGGAGUACAUGGGGAACCAUGGAGAGAGUUUAGAACCAAAGUUCAAAAGCCAUGUUUACAACUGCAUACAGUCAAAAAGUACAUAAAACCCAUCGAAGAUGUUACAGAAUACUUCAUACAGAGGAUGCAAGAAAUGAAAGAUGAGAACGGUGAUAUGCCAACCGACUUUGACAAUGAGAUACAUAAGUGGUCUCUUGAAUGUAUAGGACGAGUGGCACUAGAUGUUAGGUUAGGAUGCCUAGACCCAAAAUUGACUGGUGACUCAGAGCCCCAAAAAAUCAUAAAUGCUGCCAAGUACGCUUUGCGCAAUGUUGCCAUACUGGAGUUGAAGAUGCCCUUCUGGAGGUACAUCCCCACCCCACUCUGGAGCCGAUAUGUCAACAAUAUGGACUAUUUUAUAGAAAUUUGUAUGAAAUAUAUUGACAGCGCAGUUGAGAAACUCAAGACCAAAGAUAGCUCUUCAGAUCUGUCACUGCUGGAGAGAAUUCUAGUGAGUGAGCCAGACCCAAAGACUGCAUAUGUACUGGCUCUGGACCUCAUCUUGGUGGGAAUAGACACGAUAUCAAUGGCAGUGUGCUCACUAUUGUACCAGUUAGCUACUCGUCCCCAGGAACAGGAGAAACUAUAUGAGGAGCUAGUGAGAGUGCUACCAACAGCUGACACUCCUCUUGAUGCUAUCAACUUAGAUAAAAUGAUCUAUCUGAAAGCUUUCGUCAAGGAAGUUUUUAGGAUGUAUUCUACCGUGAUUGGAAAUGGAAGAACCCUUCAGACUGAUAUGACGAUAUGUGGAUACAGGAUACCUAAAGGAAUACAGUUAGUAUUCCCCACAAUAGUGACUGGAAAUAUGCCAGAGUAUGUGGCCGAGCCUGAAAAGUUUCUGCCAGAGAGGUGGAUGAAGCAGAGUACUCUCUAUGAAUCCUUUCGUAUACAUCCAUUUGCCUCCCUGCCCUUUGGUCACGGACCUCGUAUGUGCUUGGGCAGGAGAUUCGCAGAUCUGGAGAUGCAGAUAUUAAUAGCCAAGCUGAUAAGAAACUUCAGGCUGUCUUAUCACCACGAGCCCCUUCAGUACAAGGUUACCUUCAUGUACGCACCUCACGGAGACCUAAGACUGAGAAUGGAGCCCCGUACUUCCAGUUGAUAUCUGCUUCUCAAAGAGUUCAUCAAAUGACUAUGAAAACUAUGAAAUUAUGAAAGCCAGAUAAGAAAGAAAAAACCAAUAAAUAAUAUAUUAUUUAUGAAAGAAAAUUGUUGCUGAAAAUUAAUAUUGUAUUGUUUUCCUUUCUUUAUAAAAUAAAUUUGUUCAAAACUGGCUACACAAAGUACAAUAUCAGAUAGAAAUGUUAUGAUAUUCUGUAUACAAAUGAUCACAUCCCAAUAAAUAAAUGUUUGAAUGUAUUUUUGCUUGGUUCUUAAAUAAAAUACGUAAGAUAAAUAAGUAAUGGA